Messenger RNA from Punctularia strigosozonata HHB-11173 SS5, 1528 nucleotides. RefSeq lists its product as uncharacterized. Bases 161 to 1528 code for a protein of 455 amino acids. The transcript is spliced from 4 exons. The record is from RefSeq and is a predicted model, not a curated record. Gene Ontology annotation, biological process: regulation of transcription by RNA polymerase II. Lineage: Eukaryota; Fungi; Basidiomycota; Agaricomycetes; Corticiales; Punctulariaceae. Gene Ontology annotation, molecular function: DNA-binding transcription factor activity; RNA polymerase II cis-regulatory region sequence-specific DNA binding.
GCCCCGAUCACCUUCGCCCCCCCACGGGGAGGGCUUUUGGCUGGCACUCUUACUAUUCUCGUUUACGCUUUACCACGCAUUUCUUUACCCGUUCCCAUCAUUUAAGCCAUUGUUGUUCUCAAGCAUAACUUCGCCUCUAUCUUCUGUGCAGCCGCCCGCUAUGAACAAUCCAUAUUCCCAAGACGAGCAUGAUGACGGAGCGACGAGCUCGCUCGGGAUCGAUUUCUGCGAUUUGGAUAUAUUACAACAGUUCGUUUCCCUGGGUUUUUCCUCGGAGUCCGAGUCGGGGCAUCACCUGCAGUGCACGAAUACAGAUACACUGUACGGAACGAUAGAAGACGGCAGUGCAACAUCCUGCGAGCAUCCAGCUGCCUUCGUACAUCAGGCGGACCUCGCCUCGUACCAAUCUUCAAGUGGGCUAGUGGACUCACAACCGCCUGCUGGAUCGGACCUCUCUUCAUGGGACACAGCAUCUGCAGAUCUACCACGUUUGGCAUUGUCUCCGGCGUCUUGCACGAAUACUUCUUACGAACAUCAACCGUCCAUGACACUGCAGAUACGCGACGGCGUCGGACGACCCCUAUUGACGCCCCUCGUUACAUACGCACCCAACGGCUCUUCUGGGCCCGUACAUGGCGAAAGCGACCAGUCCGGCGGCUCUUCCCCGAACCUUCUUUCCUCAUCCCUCGCGAGCAGCCCCACACUUGACCCUCUGAGCGCCCAUAUGCAGGCCAUGUCUCCAUAUGGAUGUGACGGAACACAAGCUUACUUUCACUACGCUCCUGUCCAGGGCGACCUCAGCCCCGGCAUGCUCAGCCCUCACUCUGGGUUCCGUUCUCGCUCUGGUUCCUUCUCUUCCGUGUCCUCCGGUCGGGGUGCAUCUCGCAGUCGCUCACCAUCAUCUCGUGCAAGUCCAUACCCCGUCAGAACACCCAGUCCCAGCCCUUCGAUGUCCUCGGUCUAUGAGGAUAACCAGUAUAACUCCGUUGCCAUCUCUGACACAGAAGACGGCGGACUUGAAGGCAGCUUACCUCCUAACGCGAGGCGGCAUUCGCUGGGACAAAUCACCAAGCCCGUCGUCACUACAGCGAAAGUAGCCGCCGCCGCUGCCGGGCGCAGAAAGUCAGACGCAUCCUUCCAAUGUCCCAUUUGCGGAGCGAGGCUUACCUCAAAGAAGAACUAUGAAGGGCACGUCAACGCUCACCUGGGCGAAAAGCCUUACGUUUGCGGAGCCGAGGGGUGCAGCGAGACGUUUGCUCGGGAGUGGGACUGCAAGCGACACAAAAGGACGACCCACUGUGAUGCACGGUUCGAAUGCGUCAAGUGUCGGCGACUAUUCAAGAGGAACGACAGCCGUAUGAAGCAUGGUAAGCAUAUCUUGCUCCUCGAAGUUGCCCCCUCGUUGAGCGAGUCUUCCCAGAGCGCAAAUGCUCCGCGAACGACUUCGAACGCGGUCGCCCAGGUCGUCCUGACAGUCCAGCUGUACAACAAACCGUCGGCCUACCUGACGACACGUUUGGCUAUGUAA